Molecule: messenger RNA, 1791 nt
Organism: Spirometra erinaceieuropaei
Lineage: Eukaryota; Metazoa; Platyhelminthes; Cestoda; Diphyllobothriidea; Diphyllobothriidae
Source: the annotation of a GenBank genome assembly
AUGAACUUCCAAUCGCGGGUAUCCACAACUACCGUGCACGAACUCCUCUUCGCCGACGACUGCGCCCUGAACACCACCUCCGAAGCGGAGAUGCAACGGAGCAUGGACCUAUUCUCCGCCGCCUGCGAGAACUUUGGGCUGGUCAUUAACACGCAGAAGACGGUGGUGAUGCACCAACCGCAGCCCAACUCAGCCACAGCCCCCAACGCGCCGCCGCAAAUCAGCGUGAACGGAAAUCAACUGCAAGUGGUAGAGAACUUCCCGUAUCUGGGAAGUACCCUCUCCCACAACACCAAGAUUGAUGACGAAGUCGCCAACAGGAUCUCGAAAGCCAGUCAAGCCUUCGGUCGCCUCCACAGCACAGUUUGGAAGCGUCAUGGUCUCCAACUGCGCACGAAGCUGAAGAUGUACAAGGCCGUCAUCCUGCCGACGUUACUGUACGGAGCAGAGACAUGGACGGUGUACACGAGACAGGCACGCCGACUGAACCACUUCCACCUCAGUUGUCUCCGUCGCAUCCUGAGGCUGAACUGGCAGGAUCGAAUCCCCGACACGGAAGUACUGGAACGAACGGGAAUCCUCAGCAUCUACGCCAUACUGAAACAAAUGCAGCUGCGCUGGAGCGGCCACCUGGUGCGCAUGGACGAUGAGCGACCACCCAAACGACUCUUCUACGGAGACGUCGCGACGGGUUCUCGUCGUCAAGGAGGCCAAAUUCGCCGUUACAAGGAUACCUUGAAGUCCUCCCUGAAGCGCCUGCAAAUCAACCCGACCAACUGGGAAGAGCUCGCUCGCGAUCGCCCGACAUGGAGGAGAACAGUGAAGACGGGCGCUGCCAUCUAUGAAGCCAACCGCAUCGCCGCUGCCAAAGUGAAACGCGAAGCCCGCAAAUCACAACUUCGCCCAGUCCGCAACGCCGCCGCACAACCGCUCCCAACGUGUCCUCGAUGUCAACGGACAUUCCGGGCACGAAUCGGACUUGUUGGACAUCUCCGAACCAACUGCACCUCUCGAACUGCUCCAGCCAUCGUCCCCCCGCCCGCCUCUUCCUCGCCCUCUCUGCCACCAACUAACUAUGACACUCCGUCUGCACCACCACUUCCAUCCUCCUCGUCCUCCUCCCUCUCCACUGCCCCGGCGGUGGCCGUUCAGGCUGUCGUCUCACACAUCACCAACACCAACACACCAACCAACAACACCUCUCCCACCUCUCCCGAUUCCAGUGAUGAGGAUCAGGACUACACCUGCCCUCACUGUGACCGCACCUUCACCUCUCGCAUCGGCCUGGUCGGUCACUUGCGAAUCCAUCGCACAGAGACUGGCGAACCAGUGCCUGGAGCACCAACCUACACCCACCGCACUCGCCUCCACUGCCCACACUGCCCUCGCACCUUCACGCAUCGCAUGGGUCUAUUCGGCCACAUGCGCACCCACGAGAGCGGAAUUGACCACAAUUCCGAUACAGCCGCGACAUCCAACAUAUCCACCAUGUCCAGACGCACCCUCGCUCCACCGUCACACGCGCCGUCCACCACCACCAACACCACCGCUUCCUCUACAGCUGGCACCGACACCGCUGACCUCUCAUGCCCACAUUGUCCACGCACCUUCCCCUCACGCAUCGGCCUGGUGGGUCACUUGCGAAUCCACCGCACAGAGACUGGCGAACCAGUGCCUGGAGUACCAACCUACACUCACCGCACUCGCCUCCACUGCCCACACUGCCCUCGCACCUUCACGCAUCGCAUGGGUCUAUUCGGCCACAUGCGCAUCCACGACGACCUGCGGUAG